Tribolium madens (black flour beetle) is the source of this 1897-nucleotide messenger RNA. RefSeq names its product leucine zipper putative tumor suppressor 2 homolog. Lineage: Eukaryota; Metazoa; Arthropoda; Insecta; Coleoptera; Tenebrionidae. The coding region runs from base 194 to 1651 and encodes 485 amino acids. The record is from RefSeq and is a predicted model, not a curated record. The transcript has 7 exons.
CACUUGACUGAGAGAGCAGUUAGUAAGUCAGUGGUGGUAAAAGCGACUCGACUUAGUCUUGCACAGGUAUUCCUCUGAAUCGCGUGUGUUCUUCACCUUGUAGUGGGUCACUUGGACGUGCGCUGCAUUUUUGUGAACUGUGCCUUUUUUCUGGAUUUUUCCGGGARCYGAAACAGGUGUAAAUAUGUGAAUUAUGGCCACGAUUGAUAGUGGGACGGAGACGCUCUUUUCCGACGACGACGCCUCCUGCGAGCUGGUGGGCUCACCGAGUGUGUGCUAUGGGGACGAAGGACACUUCGAGGAGGUCAACAGACUCGCGCCUCCGAACAUACAGCCGUUUAGCGGCGUUUUGGAAAAGGGUAAGGUAGUGAUUCGACCGAUCGCUUUUAAACCUGCAGCCAUGACACCUGCGGCAAGAUUCGGUUUAGCAGGAGAACGAUACGGAUCAACGCCUAUCCUCACAAGACCUGGUUCACGCCUGACUCUCUAUGGAAGCAGCAAUGAUUUGCGACAACCCACCGCCAGUUCCAACUACUCCCUUGACCGAAAAUUGCGCUCUUCGUGUCCUUCGGCCUCCUCCUCGCCGCCGCUUGCCAUGAGCUCGCUGACGUCGCUUCCGCAUAAGCUUGUUAAUUAUGAUAGCUUGGAAAGUGUGAGGAAAUCACCCGUUUCCACAGCUGAUGGCUCGAUGAUGAACAAAGCGUCGUAUCGUCUCUCUGGCGCGGGCGGCGGAAGUCUCCUCGACUUGACGCCGUCACCCUCCGACUCGGGAGUGUCCGAACUGGAGGCGGCCCUCCGCGACCGCGACUCCGAACUCGCCUACCUCCGCCAAACCAUGGAGCACAACGAACAAGUCAUUUUCCGGGUGUACCAAGAGAAGGAGAAAGUCUGGGAGCGCGAACUGAGACGAAUGAAGACCCUCCACGAGAACCGGCUCAGAGCCAGUGCUCAGAAAGCGCUCAAACUCGAACAGAUGCUCAUGAUGCAGACCUACCAGUUGCAGCAAGACAAGAAGCGGCUCAGUGCUGAGACACAAAGGGCCAAUUGUCAGACUGAGAGGCUGAAACAGGAGGUGAAUGCGCUCAGGGGGAGACUGGAGGAGACCGAGUGGGGGCUGUGCCAGAAAACCGGCGAGAUUUCACUCUUAAAGUCACAGUUGAAGGACUAUCAAGGUGUGCCCCAGAGGAAAAUGUCAUGUAAAAACGAGCAAACUUCCAAAUGCCAGGAACUCCUGCAACUCCGCACCGAACAUCGCGACUUCCGCGACCAACUCGACUUGCGUGAAGCCCAAAUCUCCCAAUUGCAACUCCAAUGCGAGGAGAAAGACGCCGAAAUCAAAAAGCUCAAAGAAGAACUCGCCAAGGAGUUGAGCGAAGAACUCUCCGACAUGUCCCUCGGGAGUGUUGAAUCCCUCAAACAGGAAAUUGCCACCAAAACGAAGGAUUUUGAAAAGGAGAGAGUGGUUUGGGCCCAGGAAAAGGAGAAAGUUUUGCGGUACCAGAGGCAAUUGCAGAUGAAUUACGUGCAGAUGUAUCGGAGGACGCGAGCCUUGGAGGCCGAAGUUGAGAGUUUGACGAUUGAACUCGAGUUGGAUAAAACGGGGAAAAAGCAAUUACCCCCCGGGGAUUUGACGCAAACUAUCGAAUUGUAAUAACGUAUUUUUUCUCGUGUAGAUCGUUUUCUACAUUCCGAGUUAAAAGUAUUCUUAUUUUUGCACUAGAAACAUGAUUAUUGUAGGCUUAAGGAUGACAUGUGAUUCUCUUUCUCAUUAUUUAUUACCCACUCAUUGUAUAUAAGUAUUAUCAGCUAUUUUACGUAAUUUUUACCAUUAUUCCUAUAGGUUCUAGUAUUUAAUUAACAUUGUUGCGUGUAAAUACAAUAAAAGUGUUAUUUAAAA